Messenger RNA from Meloidogyne enterolobii, 375 nucleotides. The record is from the annotation of a GenBank genome assembly. NCBI's taxonomy places the organism in Eukaryota, Metazoa, Nematoda, Chromadorea, Rhabditida, Meloidogynidae.
UGUUUCUAUAGAUUAUUUAUGGAAACUCUUUUAGAAAAAACUUUAUUUAAAAUUAUUGACCCUCCAAAUCUUCGAAUAACAACUCCAAGAUGGUUUACGUUGCCUUCACCUAUGCAAGUCUUCUUUUUUGUAAUGGUUACUUAUUUUUUAGUUACUGGAGGUGUUGUUUAUGAUAUUAUAAAUGAACCUCCAUCUAUUGGAUCAACUGUUGAUGAACGUGGACAUAAUAGACCAGGUUUUACAAAAUAAUUUUCCUGUUUCAAAAUUUUAGUUGCCAUAAUGCCAUAUCGUAUCAAUGGGCAAUAUAUUAUGGAAGGGUUGGGAGCUAGCUUUAUGUUCUGCCUUGGUGGUGAGAAUUUUUACAUAUUUUUUAGA